Molecule: messenger RNA, 1695 nt
Organism: Prorocentrum cordatum
Lineage: Eukaryota; Dinophyceae; Prorocentrales; Prorocentraceae
Source: the annotation of a GenBank genome assembly
CUCUCCCCCCUCCUUGCUUCCCUAUCGGCUCGAGCUCGUGCUACAGCCCCCCUUUGUGUGCUGUACCUCUGCUACCACGGCCUCCCGAUCCUAUAGCGGCCACCCCGCCGCCGCCCCUGUGGAGGGACCGUCAGGCGUCGAGAAGCUCACAGGCCAGAAGAUGACAGCUCUGGACCCCCAGGCGCCGUCAGAGCUGAUGGUGCCAGCCAGCGACGUGUUGUCUGAGCAGCUGACGCCCAGGAGCGCGGCGCAGACACUGGUGGGGUACCAGGAGAACCACCAGAUUGAGCUCUUCAUGCAGGAGAUGCUCGGCGUCGUCUUCGCCAUCCUCCCCGAGGACCCCUUCGAGUACAUGACGCACCACAUCGCCCUGCACCGGCCUGCGCCGCCGCCGACCUCGGACAAGGAGCUCUGCGGCAGCGCUGCCCUCUGGGUGCUCCUCCGCGGCGGCGACGCGCUGUGCCCUGAGCACUGGCGGCUGCGGCGCUGCUGGCUCGAGCGCGGCGGAGCCUUCUGCAUCAGCGAGUCGGCGUCGAGCGUGACGAGGUCUGGCUCUGGGCUCGUCAUCGGGUCCCCUGCUGACAGCACGCCCCGGCGCGUCCCGCUUGAGGCGGGCUCCUCCUACCGCUCCCUGGACGAGUGCGAGGCCGCGAGGCCGUUUGCCUUCACGAUCACCUCCGGGCCGGACAGUUCCGGCCAGUCCCUGCAGCUCGCCGCGGGCUCCGAGGAGCAGCGCGACGAGUGGUUCAUGCUGUUCAAGCACUUCGCGGAUCCCGUGAUGCGGAAGGGCCCCGCGCCCAAGAGCGAGAGGAUCCUGUCCCCCCGCGUGGCGCCCCUCCCGGCGGCCGCGCAGCAGGCGGCGAACCUCAUGCAGGACAUCCAGAUGGUCGAGCCUCCUCCCGGGCAGGCGUCUCCUGCGCCCACGUGGUCGGAGCCGCUCAAGCCCCCCAAACUAAUGACGACCGGGCCCUCGGCGACGUCUCCGUUGACGACUUCGGCGACCUUCCCGGCGACACGCAAGGGCUUUAUCUCCGCACUGGACACUAACGACGAAGGUGGCGCGAUGGCGCCGCGCCCCCUGAAGCCCUGCCUGAAGCCCAGGCCUCCGCCGGCGGCCGCGGCCGCCGGGCCUGCCGUGCCCGCCAUCAGGAUCCCGAAGCGCUCCGGCAUCCAGGCCAUGGAGGCCGAAAACUCGACGCGGCGCACCUCCAUCAGGUUCAACGACCACGUGGACAAGAGCGUGUUCGAGGUUGCCCGUGCGGAGCCCGUGCCUGUGGCGCUGCGCGCGCACGAGAGCCGCCGCAAGCCUGGGGCACAGCCCAAGGCCGUCACGCGGCCGCCGCCAGCGCCCGCCGCCGCGGGCUUCCGGCCGCAGCCGCGCUCGCCGCGCCCCGCGCCGGAGGGCACCGCCGUGGCGGACGAGAUCGGCAUGGUGGACCUACAGGGUCAGGCUCCCUCCGGCGUCCCGAAGGUGCCCCUCGCCCUGGACCAGCAGCAGCUCUCCGCGGCCGAGCCGCCCACCCAGGGAACUUCGAGCGGCGCGGUGAGCCGGGAGGAGGCGGUGAGCCUCGCCGCCAAGGUCCUCUCCGACACGGUUCUCGCGCACGGCGGCGGCGUCUCGCAGAGGCGCGAGCGCGAGGUGAAGGAGAUGCUGUCCAACCUGCUCGACAGCUUGGCGGGCGCGGAGCCGCAGGA